AUGGCAACCGACAUUGCUACAACAGAGUCGACGCUCAAAGUCAUAGUAGCCGGGUUGCCUAGGACAGGCACCACGUCCAUGACUAGAGCGCUCGAGAUACUGCUCAAAGGCAAAGUCUUCGACGGUGGGUCCGCCUCAUAUACCGGCGACGCCCACCUGCAACAACAGAUGCUCGAGCUUGCGCUGCAUUGUCCGACAAAAACGCUGGUCGACCGGACCUUCGUGCUGUAUCGCCUCGCGCAGCUGACCGAGGGGUGCGUCGCGAGCUCUGAUCAGCCGGGCUGCUAUUUCGUCGAAGAGCUAUUGCAACUGUAUCCGGAUGCGAAAGUUAUCGUCACCGUCCGGGACAAGGAAUCCUGGUGGGCAAGUUAUUCGGCUCUGUGGCAGAGCAUUCACGACCUGUACGCUUGGUCCUGGCCUUCACCACAACUGAGGCGCUUCUGCCAAUUCUCCUUCGAGUUCUGGAGACGUGUGCCCCAGGCGGUUGGGAUCCCUCCAUGCGAAGCUUGGCCAAUGUCGAAUCAGGAAGGACUGUACGAUGCUCAUGCGGAGUAUGUCCGGCGUGUCGUACCAUCGAAUCGGCUCUUCUACUUCAACGUGAAGGAUGGGUGGAAGCCACUGUGUGAGAUUCUGAAUGUGCCUGUGCCGCAGCCAUAUGAGCCGUUCCCACAUAUCUUCCCAAGGUCCUGGCUUGCUAAGGGGACAAGUGAGAUUCGUGCGAGACUGAGGAGACGAGUUCUGGCUACAGGUCUCAUCGUGGCCAUUGUUACUUGGGCCGGAGGCAAGCACAUGCGUAGACUGCUCGAACGUAUGAGGAGCCUUCUUGAAAAGAGGACCCACUGA
This is a messenger RNA of Cladophialophora yegresii CBS 114405, 843 nucleotides long. RefSeq lists its product as uncharacterized. The transcript has a single exon. The coding region runs from base 1 to 843 and encodes 280 amino acids. NCBI's taxonomy places the organism in Eukaryota, Fungi, Ascomycota, Eurotiomycetes, Chaetothyriales, Herpotrichiellaceae. The record is from RefSeq and is a predicted model, not a curated record.